CGUCAACUUCUGUCCUUUUCUCUAACCGUUUUCACCCUCCUUUACAAACCAGAACCCCCCUCUCUCUCAUUUGAAAAGAAAUGUCUGCCGGAAUCCUCUCCACCUCACUCGCCGGCGCCGGCAACCCGGCCCUGAAAACCACCUCCCAAAAGCUGUUUCCGGCCAAGGACUCAGUUGGGUGGACCCGAAAAACCGUAUCCAACGGCUCCAAAACACAUUGCAUGAAGACAUGGAAUCCCAUAGAUAAUAAGAAGUUCGAGACACUGUCCUACUUGCCUCCACUCUCUGAUCAGUCCAUCGCAAGGGAGAUUGAUUACAUGGUCGCCAAAGGGUGGGUCCCAUGCUUGGAAUUUGAUGAGGUGGGCCAUGUUCAUCGGAGCAACAGUCAAAUCCCGGGUUACUACGAUGGGAGGUAUUGGACACUGUGGAAGCUGCCCAUGUUUGGAUGCACGGAUGCGUCGCAGGUACUGAACGAGAUCAACGAAUGCAAGACAGCCUACCCGAAUGCCUACAUCCGCUGUUUGGCCUUUGACAACAAGCAUCAGUGUCAGUGCAUGGCCUUUAUCAUCCAAAAGCCCACCAAAACCAAUGACUCCUAAGCCUUCUCAUUUCUCUCUCUCUCUCUCAAGUCUCAACCCUUAAAUAUCUCUUUAGAGACUUUUGAUAAUAAGAUGGUUAUGGGAUUUGGGUUGUAGGAGUUUCUGUGAGACUGAUAUGGUAGUUUUCCAAUAAAAAUGUGCUUUCAGA
Magnolia sinica is the source of this 747-nucleotide messenger RNA. Its product is annotated as ribulose bisphosphate carboxylase small subunit, chloroplastic 3-like. The record is from RefSeq and is a predicted model, not a curated record. NCBI's taxonomy places the organism in Eukaryota, Viridiplantae, Streptophyta, Magnoliopsida, Magnoliales, Magnoliaceae. The transcript has 3 exons. The coding region runs from base 81 to 599 and encodes 172 amino acids.